UUUGGAGUCCUUAAGAAGCUGCUUGGGGUAUUUGGGGGGAUAAGUAUUAAGUCUUGAACUUUCAGGAUUUCUUUUUCACUCAUAGUGCUGCCUUUUGUUUUAAGUCAUCCUUCUUUACUGAUACUAGAAGGGAAGAUUUAAUUCUGAAAAAAAUGUCUGACCAAGCCAUCAGUUUCCUGAAGGAUUUCCUUGCUGGUGGAGUUGCUGCAGCUAUUUCUAAGACAGCAGUGGCCCCCAUUGAAAGGGUCAAAUUAUUGUUGCAGGUCCAGCAUGCCAGCAAACAGAUCACAGCAGACAAGCAGUACAAAGGAAUUAUUGACUGUGUGGUGAGAAUCCCCAAAGAACAGGGCUUCCUUUCAUUCUGGAGGGGUAACCUUGCAAAUGUGAUCCGAUAUUUUCCCACCCAAGCCCUUAACUUUGCCUUCAAAGACAAAUACAAGCAGAUCUUCCUUGGUGGAGUGAACAAGCAUACUCAGUUCUGGCGUUAUUUUGCUGGAAAUCUGGCAUCAGGAGGAGCAGCUGGAGCUACGUCCCUCUGCUUUGUAUACCCACUGGACUUUGCCAGAACCCGGCUGGCAGCUGAUGUGGGAAAAGCUCUCAAUGAGAGAGAGUUUACGGGUCUAGGCAACUGCAUUGUCAAGAUCUGGAAGUCAGAUGGCUUCAGAGGGCUGUACCAGGGGUUCAACGUAUCCGUCCAGGGAAUCAUCAUAUACAGAGCGGCCUACUUUGGAGUCUAUGAUACAGCUAAAGGUAUGAUGCCAGAUCCCAAAAAUGUUCAUAUUGUCGUGAGCUGGAUGAUUGCACAGACAGUGACAGCAGUAGCAGGACUUGUGUCUUAUCCUUUUGAUACAGUCCGACGUCGUAUGAUGAUGCAAUCAGGUCGCAAAGGAGCUGAUAUCAUGUACAAAGGGACAAUCGACUGCUGGAAGAAGAUUGCAAAGGAUGAAGGUGGCAGAGCUUUCUUCAAGGGUGCCUGGUCCAAUGUAAUCAGAGGUGCUGGAGGAGCAUUUGUAUUAGUUCUGUAUGAUGAGAUCAAGAGAUUUGUCUAAAUGCAAAAAUGUACUCUUUUUUUCACAUCUCAUUUAUUUUUAUAAUAUUUUAAACUGGCAUUUAAUGGGCAGCAAUUAUCAGAAGCUAGCACUUGAGGGAUGUCAGAUAUUACAGGCUGGUAUCUGAGCACAUUUCACCUUGAAAAAAAUAACAUAAAUCUUAUUUUAUGCCAUGACCAGUGUGAAGUGCUGUCCUCUGUACCCACUCAUGAAUCAUUCUGUUCGAAAAAUUGGACAAGCAUAUUGUAAAUGUUUUAUAUGUUUUGUCAUGUAAACAAGUAGGUCUUGUAUUUUAACUGCAGUUUAUUGCAUUAUGUAUUUAAGUGACUAAAAGGUUAAAGCCAAAAGGAAUAUAACAUUUUAAAUAAAAAUGCAUUCUGACUAUUUCUCUUAUAAAAUAUCAUCUGACAAAUUUAUGUUUGCUGAUAACAAAUCCCAAACAAGGUUACUAAGAAACUUAUGCUCAGCUCCACUAAUCAGUACAACUGAUCAUGUGUUUAAGGUUUCACCAUUCAUUUCUGACCAUAAAAAUAUAAUUAAAUUAUGUGAUACACACAA
Messenger RNA from Protopterus annectens (West African lungfish), 1607 nucleotides. Its product is annotated as ADP/ATP translocase 1. The record is from RefSeq and is a predicted model, not a curated record. The coding region runs from base 153 to 1049 and encodes 298 amino acids. Gene Ontology annotation, cellular component: mitochondrial inner membrane. Gene Ontology annotation, biological process: mitochondrial ADP transmembrane transport; mitochondrial ATP transmembrane transport. The transcript has 4 exons. Gene Ontology annotation, molecular function: ATP:ADP antiporter activity. NCBI's taxonomy places the organism in Eukaryota, Metazoa, Chordata, Ceratodontiformes, Protopteridae.